This is a messenger RNA of Spinacia oleracea (spinach), 3655 nucleotides long. RefSeq names its product TLC domain-containing protein At5g14285-like. The transcript has a single exon. The record is from RefSeq and is a predicted model, not a curated record. The coding region runs from base 2058 to 2840 and encodes 260 amino acids. Lineage: Eukaryota; Viridiplantae; Streptophyta; Magnoliopsida; Caryophyllales; Amaranthaceae. Gene Ontology annotation, cellular component: membrane.
AAGGAUAUAACUUAGGGGGUGUGUGGUUAGGAGAGGUUUGAGAGAAAAAGAGCUUUUUGGAGUGAAUUUAGAGGUUUCACUUUAGAAAAAUCUAAUUGGAAGUGUUGAUUAUGCUUCUACUACUUGUGUGUAGUGUCCUAAUGUCCUUCGCCGUAGAUGAAUGAAUACAUGUAGUGUAAGCUAAUGCUGUUGCUUUCUGUUAUAUUGGUUAGGAUAUAACUUAAGGUUUUCAGACUGCCUGUUUCAUCUGUUUGGACUCUUAGAAUAUUUUUACCUAGAGUGUGGCAUUAUGGUUAUGUAAAGAUGGUUGUGGGUCGGGCUGAGCCACGGGCCAUGGGCCUAAGCUGUUGGGCCCAAGCCACGCCCACUAUGCAUCGUGCCGGGCUGGCUGAGAUGUGGGAGAAGGUAGAAAUGAAGCAAGCCGAGGCGAAGAUCUUGCGUUCUGAAGUUGAACAAGAAGAGACUAGGAGGAUUAUGAAUCUUAGGUCUGGUAAGAAUUAGGUGUUGCAUUGAAGAAGUUCGAUGUGGACCGAGUUUUGUGAAGGUUAUUGGAACAAUGCGGCAGGUAGAUUGAAUUAUUGGAACAAUGUGAGUUCUAUGGUUUAGUAUUUUCAAGUUUGAAGAAGAUUGGAUAGAGAUUCUUGUCUAAUUAAGCCUUUUAGGAUGUACAUCCCUUUUAAGUGGCUUUUUAUGUUUAAGAUGUUUUUAGGUACAGUGAGGUGCUUUGGUUGUGUUUUAGGUAUUGUUAAAUUCUUAUGGUAUGGAAUGCUUAAUGCUAGUUCUGUUAAUCUAAUGCUUAUUGUUCUUGCUGUUGUUUCUAAUGCUUAUUGUUCUUGCUGUUGUUUCUGUGUUUUUCUAUUUUGCGAGUGUUGAUUUUGCUUCUACUAACUUGUGUGUAGUGUCCUAAUGUCCUUCACCGUAGAGGCGUAGAUGAAUGAAUACAUGUAGUAUAUAAGCUAAUGAUGUAGCUGUCUGUUGUAUUGGUGUGGAUUAUAACUUAAGGUUUUCAGAUAUUAGCGUUUCAGACUGCCUGUUGCGCCUGUUUGGACCCUUGUAAGAUUUUUGCCUAGAGUGUGGCAUUAUGGUUAUGUACUUAUGUAAAGAUGGAUUCAGGCCGGGCUUCGGGGCGAUCCCAAGCCAUGUCCACUAUGCAUCAUGCUGGGCCAGGCUGAAAAGUUCAAAACAUGGCCCAGGCCUGGCCCAAGCCCGUGGGCUGUCGGGCUAUUGUGUCUAAGCCAAAUUUUACUAAAUAUAGCGUGCCUUGUCGUGCUUUUUCCCAAAAAUGCGGCCCAUUGCCCACAACUAUGUGCUUGUCCGGGCCGGGUUUUCUCCAUGUGUCUCUUCGUAUAAAGAGGGAUGUUUUCCUAUUUUGUUCAAAAGUUUCUUGAUCUGUAACAAUGCCUCCAAGCCGAUAAACUAAAGAAAGAUAAGUUCAGUUUAACAGGUACGAGUUCAGACUUCAGAUCAUAACCACUCUGUAUAAUUAUGUCCAGAGUUCAAUUCAAGACGAAUCUAAGUAUCCAACUAGGUUAAUUUAAAGAAUAUUCUCUUUUAAAGUAAUAAUAAUCUAAGUAAUCCUAACCAAAUUAUACAAGUAAUUCUCUUAAUUAUGUAAGAUAAACCAUGAAGAGCAUAUCGAGAAUCUUCACAGAGCAACAUAUAACUGGUUGUACAUAAAAAAUUGUCGCGAAUAUCCAUCAAUACAAGAAACCAACAAAAUAUCCAAAGGUGUUCACUUGACGCAAUCACAGUAAGAAGCCAAUCUGGAACUCUUUGAUUUAUUCUAAAACGAUUCUCAGAAUCUGACUUUUUAUGCGCAACAUUACACAAUUUACAAUUCUUUGUCACAUCUAAUCUUUACACUAUUUCGACCUUUUAACAAUUUUAAAUGCUUAAACAACACCCCCAAAAGUCAAAUAUAUCAGCAGCAGUCCCUUUUAUCAUAAUCUAAUCAUUAUCCCUAUCUUAAUCAUCUUCAAAAUUUUCUAUCUUUUAUAUUCAUAAUUCUCUCCUCUCAAAUUAUUCAAGUUUUUAAUCCUUAAUCACUUCCUGUUUUAAUGGAUAUCGCGGCUCAAUUAUCCUCUUAUUAUGAUCAUGAUACCCUUAAACUUCCUCAGUUUUUCCUGUUUUUUUCAUUCAUCUAUGUUUCUGCACAUAAAAUCUUCGAGAAUUGGGGUCCUAAGCAUCGUUAUGAUGCAUGUAGUUGCUUAUUAUCAUUCUUUCAUGGAACCCCAUCAGUUAUUCUAGCAGUUUUUGCUCUGUUUCUGGUAAAAAACACAGAAAAAAACCAGGAAAUCCCAACAGUUUUUGCUUCAGAAAACACCCCAUUUCAGAACUUAGUACUCGAAUUCAGCACAAGUUAUUUCAUAAUGGAUCUUCUUCAUUACUUCAUCUUUAACCCACAUGAUGUUCUCUUUAUUGCUCAUCAUUUGGCAACUCUGUUUACGCUUCUAACUUGCAGGUUUAUGGUCAAUCAUGGUGCUUUUGCUAUCCUGGUAAUCUUGGUUCUUGCAGAGGUGACUAGUCCACUGCAGAAUGUAUGGUCUUUAGCAAGGUUACGAAAGAGUGAUUUUCGUGCAGCGAAAAAAGUGUAUGAUUUCUUAUCACCAGGGUUUUACACAUUCUAUACUGCUGUUAGAGGUGUGUUUGCACCUCUGUUUGUGAUCAAGAUGGGGUUUGUAUACGCUAGUGGCGCGGCAAAUAGCGUGAUUCCGAGAUGGGUUUGGGGUUCUUGGAUGCUGCUAACUGUUUCUGGUAUCUUUGCUAGCUUGUUGUGGAUUUUGAGCCACUGGAUUGAGUUUUACAAAGAUAAGUUUUGCAAGAAAGAGAAGUUGAAAUGAUGUACACUUUAUAUGGUUAUUAUGGCUUGUGUUAGUAGCAAGUAUGUGCAAUGAUGUUUGGCCGGUGCAACCAAUGAGGUCUUGGCUUAGUGGUAAAGACUGGUGGGCUUGUGUAUGAUAGGAAUUAUGGUUUGUCUUAGUAGCAAGUAUAUGCAAUGAUGUUUGGCCGGUGCAACCAAUGAGGUCUUGGCUUAGUGGUAAAGACUGGUGGCUUGUGUAUGAUAGGAAUUAUGGUUUGUCUUAGUAGCAAAUAUGUGCAAUGAUGUUUGGCCGGUGCAACCAAUGAGGUCUUGGCUUAGUGGUAACGACUGGUGGCCUUGUGUAUGAAAGGUAUUAUGGUUUGUCCUAGCAAGUAUGUGCAAUGAUCUUUGGCCGGUGCAACCAAUGAGGUAUUGGCUUAGUGGUAACGACUGGUGGCUUGUGUAUGAUAUGUAUUAUGGCUUGUGUUAGUAGCAAGUAUGUGCAAUGAUCUUUGGCCGGUGCAACCAAUGGGGUCUUGGCUUAAUGGUAAAGACUGGUGAUUUGUAUAUGAUAGGUAAUAGGGUUGAAUCCCUCCUCUCCCGUUUGUAAUUUGUAACAUCCUUGUUGUUGUUUAUUCGCAUCCAAAAAAGAACUUUGGCUUGUGCAGGAUUCCGGCUCGAUAGGGCCUUCACCUUACCUACUUCAAGAAAAAAAAAAUUGUAUAAUGAUCUUGGGGUGAGUGUUGACUAGUGCUUGUAGUUUUUCAGGUUGGAUUACUGCAUCUGUGAAUUUGUAAAAUGUAAUUAAUUUAUUUUGUAGUUUAUGAAUAAAGAGUUUGUAAAGAUUUGUAUUAA